AACCCAUGAAGGGGAUAAAUAUGGGUGCUCUUAUAUAAGAUAAAAAGAAAGAUGAACUUUAGUUCCAAACCAAUGUGUCAAUAAAACAGGCUAUGUUCCAUUGGAAUUUAGUUAUGGAGGACUAGAACUGGGUCCAAAAUUAAGAAUUUUAGCUUCGAUUGAUGCUUAUUUCCCCAUAACUUCAUUCGUUUCCUUUUGUGCAUUCCUUCCAAAUUAUGUGCAUGAAACUGGGGUCAUCUUAUUGCUUGGAUGGCAUUUCAGAUGAGUCUUGUGAAUGAUUCUCCGGUACAUUUGUCAAGCAGUGAAGACUUUGCUGCCUUUCUUGAUGCAGAGUUGAAUUCUACUUCUGACAUAUCGCCUGACCUAGAAGAUGAGGACGAGGAUGACGAUGAUGAUGAGGAUGAUUCUAAGCCCAAUAUUGAGAGGGUUAAAAGGCGGAAGGUGGAGAUGUUGGAAAGCAUGAAGGAUCCUGAGGGUUUGACUCCACACGUAGAAGCAGAAGAAAGUUUAGGUGAUAUUUUCUAGUUCAGUUGGGUACAUUAUUGUCAAUACUUGUCAUGUUUGAUGCGUAAUUUUUUUUCUUCCUCGGUUGCUACCUUGUAAGCUCACUAAGAUAUGAAUGUGUUUAAUUUUACUUGAGCUGAAAAAUGACUUGAGGGUGUUGAUAGAGACCUUGUUUUAGUUUUAACUAGGUGUUUCUUGUUUUGUAUUAUUAAUCUUAUUAUUAUUUUUGGUACAAAACAUUAGUAGUAGUAUUAUUUCUGUCAUUUUUCAAUUCUUAAUGCUCUUCACCUGAGGCAUGUGUAUGCCAAAGUCAACCAAAGUCAACCAACACGAUAUUGUAAAGUUUUAUUGGGUAAUAGUAAUAUUAAAAUUGGGUGACAUAGUUAUUGUUGUUUU
This is a messenger RNA of Camellia sinensis, 900 nucleotides long. NCBI's taxonomy places the organism in Eukaryota, Viridiplantae, Streptophyta, Magnoliopsida, Ericales, Theaceae. The record is from RefSeq and is a predicted model, not a curated record.